Messenger RNA from Pyricularia grisea, 1521 nucleotides. RefSeq lists its product as uncharacterized. The record is from RefSeq and is a predicted model, not a curated record. Bases 1 to 1521 code for a protein of 506 amino acids. The transcript has a single exon. Lineage: Eukaryota; Fungi; Ascomycota; Sordariomycetes; Magnaporthales; Pyriculariaceae.
AUGGGUCUCGGAACCAAGAUCAAGACUGCUCUGCACGGCGACAGCCACUCGCACUCCCGCACCGGCUCGGCUUCUUCCUACGAGGAUGGCCGUCUCCCCGGCUCAUUCCCGGCAGAUGGUACCAACAACAACACCACCACCACCACCAACACCACCAAGCCAAGCACCACCACAAACGGCUUGAACUCAACAACCAAGACCAACGAUCUCAACACCAACUCCUCUACCCUCAAGAAGGGUGGACGCCACACCAAGACGGACUCGGGAGUUGACUUUGCAGACGGCCCGGGCCACAGCAAGGAUGUCCACAGCAACGACUUGACUGGUGGUGACUACCAACGCCCUGUCAGUCGCGAGGGUGGCAUUGGCAACAUUGACAACCACACGUCGUCCACCAAAAAGAACGACCCUUACUGGGGUAGCAUCAAGCAGAGCGGCUACGAGCGUGAUCUGCCGCACCGCCCAGGAAACCAGGCCGAUCGUGACCUGAACAACACUCGCGACGGCAUGGUCCAUGACAAUGUCCGCUCGAGCAAUGCAGGCCCUCACUCCAGCAACAUGAUGAACAAGGCUGACCCGCGCGUCGACUCUGAUCUCGACAACCGUGGUGUCAACGGAGGGUACAACAGCACUACCGGCAACACCCAGAACUCGCGCGGCGGAAUGCUCGACGUCGCUAACGGCAGCAACUACAACUCCAACUCUCGCGGUGGGAUGCUCGAUGUCACCAGCGGCAACAACUACAACUCCAAGUCCAACUCGCGUGGCGGAAUGCUUGACGGCACCACCGGCACUCAGGGUCUAGGUUCUACCAACCAAGGACCUCACAACUCCAACAUGCUCAACAAGGCCGACCCCCGCGUGGACUCGGACGUUGACCACCGCGCCACCAACAACUACGGCUCAAACACCACGGGCUACGGUUCCAACACAACCGGAUACGGCUCCAACAUGACCGGCAACGGCACCAGCCGGGACAUGCACGGCACAAACCUCACCACCCACGGCGGCAACAACGACAUCAACGGCGCCACAGGCCGCCGCUCCGACCUCCACAACGUCGGCCUGGCCCACCCCAACGAGCCCGUCCUGGGCGAGCACCACGACGACCGUCUGCGCGCCCGCGACAACGGCUACAGCCCCGUCAACGGCGGCCUGGGCGGCAGCAAGCCCCACCACGCGUCGCUGGCAGACCGCCACCACCAGGAGGACCUGCGCGACGCGGGCCUCUACAACGACCGCGACGACAGCUACGGCAGACGCGAGGGCUACAGCCGGAACGGCGGCGCCCACAACACGACCGACAGCAACGGCAACGUCAUGUACGGCAGGAGCGCCAGCACGCGCAACUCGCCCCAGCGCGGCAGCUUUGGCCACGGCAUCGGCGGACCCCAGCAGCAGCACAACGACUCCAACUCGUCGCACUUUGUGCCUAGGGUCAUGCACACCUGCACCAACUGCGGGACCGACAACGACAUCAGCCGCUACUUCCGCUCGGAUGUUUCGUACCGCCUGGGCUAG